CACACACACACACACACACACACACACACACACACACACACGCCUCUGUGCUUUGGACGAGCGCGUUCAAGGCGCCCGGGCAGUAAGUGUGACUGGUGAAGCCAUGCGCUCUCUCGCGCUGUGUCUGUCGCUCGCGCUCCUCUGCGCGUUUCUCCGCCGCACCGUCUCCGAGUUCUCCUCCUCCAAAGCAGACCUGGAUGACGAGUUCGGAGAUUACCGGGGCAAAUGGUGCAUCGACGAUCACGGCUUCGUUUACAAUAUCGGCGAGGUCUAUUACCCGGGGCGCACCGCGUGCCCGUGCACCUGCACGGAGGACGGACCGGUGUGCGUGCGACCCAAGUGCCCGCGUAUACACCCGCGCUGCACGCGCAUCAAGUACAAGUCUUGCUGUCCGGUGUGUGAGGCUAUCAGCAAGGUGUGUGUGUACGGAGGCAAAACAUACCGGAUAUUCGAGGAGUUCAGGUUAUCUCGGUGUGAGCGCUGUCGCUGUGAGCCCAGUGGUGAAGUCUACUGCAGCAUAUCGGAUUGUCCGGCUCUGCACUGUGUGAACCCUGUAUACGAACCCAGACACUGUUGCCCUGUGUGUAAGAGCGGUCCAAACUGCUUUGCGGGGAAUCGCAUCAUUCCGGCUGGAGAGCGCGUGGAAGUAGACGAAUCGACUGUCUGUUUCUGUACCUAUAGAGACGGAACCUGGCAAACACACCCGCACGCCACGUGCGAACAGCACCAGCAGCCAGACGAAGACGUGUUCAAGCAGAUGGAGGAGCAGGAGAUAGAGCGAGAGAGGGAGAGAGAAAGGCAGAGAGAGAGAGAGCGCUUGCCCAGGUUGGAUGCUAUCCCAUAAUGGCUCGAGCUUCCACGGCCCGGAGAAAAGCAACCUGCGCUGCACUGAGUGCCAACGCUGACCUCUUCCACCCCCCUCCAGUCUCAAGACAUCCGGUCAAAAACACGUCGCAGACUGCAUUCUUUGAUACGUCUUGCAUUUACGCUCCCAGGAAACGUGGUGUGAAAAUGUUUAGAUCGAUCCAAAGUUUCAAUAAAAUCUGCAAUUAAAGUCAGGUGAAUGCUUACCGAUCAGACCCAUAUGAGACAUGUCCAAGUGGGUGCCCUAAUAUACUCUUGACUUGUUACUAAGCUUUCACUCGCUAGGUCUGUCAGACUCAAGUGACCGGUGUAGGUGAAGAUUAGCUCCGCCCACUUUACAAUAAAAGGUUAGCAAUUUAUAGUGAAGAACGUGGAUGCUGGAAAGUCACCGGUUCUUCAGUCGCUGUAACGUGUGAGACAGAAAUGUGUACUACAUCAUUACAAAGAACCCUGUACGUUUUAAUGACUACAAUGUAACUUGGAAAUUAAUUUGCUGGAUAUUAUAAAUAAAACACUAUAUG
This is a messenger RNA of Tachysurus fulvidraco (yellow catfish), 1385 nucleotides long. RefSeq names its product von Willebrand factor C domain-containing protein 2-like. Gene Ontology annotation, cellular component: AMPA glutamate receptor complex. Gene Ontology annotation, molecular function: protein binding. The transcript is spliced from 3 exons. The record is from RefSeq and is a predicted model, not a curated record. Gene Ontology annotation, biological process: negative regulation of BMP signaling pathway. Lineage: Eukaryota; Metazoa; Chordata; Actinopteri; Siluriformes; Bagridae. Bases 104 to 844 code for a protein of 246 amino acids.